Molecule: messenger RNA, 249 nt
Organism: Dovyalis caffra
Lineage: Eukaryota; Viridiplantae; Streptophyta; Magnoliopsida; Malpighiales; Salicaceae
Source: the annotation of a GenBank genome assembly
AUGGGCGAGGAGUUUGGGAAGAGUUGCAGCGGGUUACGGGUUUGGGGUGAGGGAGAUGGUAGUGGUGGUUGUGAGGGAGCUGGUCUUUGGCUGGGUGGUGGAGCAACCUAUGGUCAGGCACGUUGUGGUGGUGAUGGGUGGCUGAUGGUUGGCGUCGGGCUGUGGAGUUUUGGAAGAGAUGCAGCUGCAGCAAGGGUUUCGGAUGAAAAGAAGAAUGGAUACCAGAAGACGUUGAUUGAUGAGGAUUGA